CUCAUCGCUCGAAUCGACAGAUAACAAUCAAAGUGGAGUGGGCAAUGAACUUGAAAUUAGCAAAUCCUUUAUGGGUUCCUGUAAAAGCUUUGUUAUGUAGAGCAACCACCCGGAGGAGGAGUCUUUUCACUGCCAUAAACAGUUUAGCCGAAAAGAAGGAUGAGGAUGAGGAGGUUUUGGUAGUUGUUGGUGGCGGAGCAGCUGGAGUUUAUGGAGCCAUUAGGGCUAAGACUCUCUCGCCGGAACUGAGAGUUUUGGUUAUCGAGAAAGGGAGGUUUCUUUCCAAGGUGAAGAUUUCUGGUGGUGGUCGAUGCAAUGUCACCAAUGGGCAUUGCACAGAUACGAUUAGGUUAGCGGAGAAUUAUCCACGUGGUAAUAAAGAGCUUAAGGGUUCUUUCUUUUACACACAUGGACCUGCUGAUACCAUGUCAUGGUUUUCUGAGCGUGGAGUCCCACUAAAGACUGAAGACGAUGGAAGAGUAUUCCCUGUGAGUGAUAAUUCAGCUUCUGUAGUUGAUUGUCUCUUACACGAAGCUACUAUUAGAGGAGUCAGGCUUGAGAGAGGAAAGUCUGUGUUAAGUGCUUCUACUAAACCUGAUGGGAAGUUCCUUGUUAAAGUUGGGAAGCGAACUGCUGACGUUUCUGAAUCUAUCCAAGCUUCAUAUCUUCUUAUUGCUACUGGAAGUAGCCCACAGGGUCACUCCUUAGCCACUCAGUUUGGUCAUUCCAUUGUCGAUCCAGUACCGAGUUUAUUCACUUUUAAGAUCAAUGAUCCGUUGCUUGCUGAGUUAGCAGGAAUUAGUUUCUCCAAAGUCCAAGCCAAACUGAAACUAGAACAUCCACGCUCGGAUAUGUCAAAGCUCGUGCAGGUUGGUCCAAUGCUUGUGACACAUUGGGGACUUAGUGGACCGGUUAUUCUCCGGCUCUCUGCAUGGGGUGCACGCCAUCUCUUUACUUCAGAGUACAAAGGGCUUCUUAGUGUUGACUUCAUACCGGAUAUUAACAUUGAAACUGCUAAAUCUCUACUCAAACAACACAAGCUGCAGUUUUCAAAGAAUAAGGUAUCCAAUACUUUUCCUCCUCAAUUCGGUCUUGUCAAUAGAUUCUGGAGAUACAUUCUAGACCGCGAGGGUUCCUCAAAAGACACUUUGUGGGCUUCCCUGUCAAAUAACUCCUUGAGCUCCAUCUCUGAUCUUCUUAAGCAUUGUACAUUUCAAGUCACUGGAAAGGGUCAAUACAAAGAUGAGUUUGUGACAGCAGGAGGAGUUCCUUUGUCCGAGAUUUCUUUGAAGACAAUGGAGAGCAGAUUGGUUCCUAAUCUUUUCUUUGCAGGAGAGGUACUAAAUGUAGAUGGAGUUACAGGAGGUUUCAAUUUUCAGAAUGCUUGGUCAGGUGGAUAUAUCGCUGGCACCCACAUCGGCAAAUUAGCAAGAUCAAUCUCUGUCUCUUUUUCAAAAGAGGUGUCCACAAAUAAUACCAUGGCCUGCAACAAAGAGAAAAUAAAUGAGUCAGUAUUUAUUAUGAAAACAAGCUAAACAUUAUUUAUUUCACACAUAAAAA
Brassica napus (rape) is the source of this 1560-nucleotide messenger RNA. RefSeq lists its product as uncharacterized. Bases 45 to 1535 code for a protein of 496 amino acids. The record is from RefSeq and is a predicted model, not a curated record. The transcript has 16 exons. Lineage: Eukaryota; Viridiplantae; Streptophyta; Magnoliopsida; Brassicales; Brassicaceae.